Molecule: messenger RNA, 959 nt
Organism: Gambusia affinis (western mosquitofish)
Lineage: Eukaryota; Metazoa; Chordata; Actinopteri; Cyprinodontiformes; Poeciliidae
Exons: 10
Coding region: 133-840 (235 amino acids)
Molecular function (GO): protein binding
Source: RefSeq, a predicted model, not a curated record
AGGGAGGCAUAUGGUCUGGAUGUUUGGUUAUACAGUUCUGUUCAGGACAUCUAUCUGUUUGGAGGACAAAUCUCCAAUAAGGACUCCACAGCGACGUCGUCCAAUGAAAUCCAUAAACUCAGUAUUGCCAAGAUGAAGUGGAAGGUUCCUCUGUAUGUUGGGAUUCCUCCGGCCCGUCGGCACGGCCACGCUGCCUUCAUCCUACACAGUCACCUGUAUGUGUUUGGAGGGAAGAAUGAAGAGCAGGACUUUAAUGACUUGAAGGUGAUGAAGCUGAUCAAUCCAUCUGAGAGAAAACCAGUGAUGAAGGAGAUCCUCUCAGAGUUUGGUCUUCAGGGCGUCAGCCACAGCUUCACUCCCACUAAGGUUCCCAACAUUCGCUAUGAGCUGAGCGACGCGGCUCCGUCCACCCAGCCCAGAACAGCAGCAGCAGCUAACAUACAGGUUUGUGUCCACAGAGACUUCAGCGACGUUCGAGAUCAGGCCAUGAAAAUGAUCCAGGCAGCCUUCACUCUGUUGGACCAGGAGUUUCAGAAACUAGAUCGGGAGAAGUUAGAAGUUUCUAAAGCUGCUGCAGCUCUACACAGAGACAGAAAGGAGCAUGAAGCUCACAGAGAACGACAACAACAGGAGCUGAAGGAAAUGCUGGAGAAACAUCGCAACCAGAACGAGGCAUGGCUCCGGGCAAGAGCCGAGGAAAACGACCGAGAGAGGAGGGAGCUCUGCAGGCUGCGGGAGGAGGUUCUGCAGGACCAGGAGAGGCUGAAGGAGGAGCAGAGCAGCGUCCAGAAACGCAGCGAACAUCUCCUGUCCAUCAUGCAGCAGUUCAAAGGAAUGUAGAAAACACUCCCAGCAAAAAUCAUAAAAAUGUGAAAUUAUUUGAAAGACAGUUUGUUUGAUUCUGACAAUAAAAACUUUGAAAAGUUUGUCAAAACAAAGAUGGGAUCUGUUGGAUUGGA